UCAGCUCUGCUGAAAGGAAUUCAUUUUCUGCCUCCACACCUUACUUCCUUAUCGUAGGAAACGUAAUUUUGCGCAAUGUACGUUUUGGUUUACUUUAAGCAGUGAUCUUUGUCCCAAAAAUUCUCUUUUUAGUGCACAGCAGUUUUGUUUGUUUCCAGUUUGUCUCCCAACUUAUCUGCGAAAUGAAGACUCCAACUCCAUCGUGAUUGCCUCAGCAUGCAACCUUGCACUCGAAAUUGUAUGUAUUAAUCCUUUCUGAAGAGGACUUUCAAUCCUUGUGCCUAACUUCACAUCCUAAAUCUUCAAAAUGUCAAUGCCCAGUACAGAAGUUAGUCAAUCCUACGCUACAAGGGAAUUCUACAUCGGUUUGGCACUUGCUGUCAGCUCAAGCAUCUUCAUCGGUUCCAGUUUUAUUAUAAAAAAGAAAGCACUUAUAAAGCUGGGUAAAUCUGGACAUAUAAGAGCAUCUGCUGGAGGAUUCGGAUACUUAAGAGAAUGGCUGUGGUGGGCUGGAAUAUUGACCAUGGGUGUCGGGGAAGUGGCAAAUUUUGUUGCCUAUGCAUUCGCUCCAGCUUCUCUUGUAACUCCUCUGGGAGCGUUAAGUGUUUUAGUCACCACCGUAUUGGCAGCCAAAUUUUUGAAUGAACGAUUAAAUCUUCUUGGCAAGCUGGGUUGCUUCUUAUGUAUUCUCGGUUCAACGAUGAUCAUUAUUCAUUCUCCUCGAAGUGAAGAAGUUGAAGAUCUUUCUGUUCUGUUGGAAAAAAUCCAAGAACCAGCAUUUGUAGUUUACGUAUCGAUAGUUGUGAUGGUUUCUCUGAUUAUUGCCUGCUACGUGGGGCCACGAUAUGGUCAUCGGCAUGUUGCUGUCUACAUCACCUUAUGCUCUGCUGUUGGAUCUUUAACAGUCAUGGCUUGUAAAGGCCUCGGGUUAGCUAUUAAAGAAACUCUAUCCGGUUAUAGAAACGAAACGGGAAACUGGUUAACGUGGCUUUUCCUUGUUGCAGUAAUAGUCUGCAUAAUGAUUCAAAUGGAUUACUUAAACAAAGCCCUAGACAUUUUUAAUACGGGUAUCGUCACUCCGGUUUACUAUGUCAUGUUCACCACUCUAGUCAUAAUAGCCUCCGCUCUUCUCUUCAAAGAGUGGCAAAAUUUAGGUUCUGAUGAUAUAAUCGGCAACCUGUGUGGAUUCCUCGUAAUUAUCGUGGCCAUAGUUUUACUGAAUACAUUCAAAGAUAUGGAUGUGGAUGUGAGUAGUUUGGGGGAGUCGUGGCCAAACAAACGUGAUCCACGAGGAUCCUUCAAAGCAAUGAUCCGCAUCUGGCCAGAGAAGGAGGCAGGAUUUGACUCAAAAGCCGUGUCCACCUACGGCACUCCUACAGCGUGACGCCAUGUAAAUGGGGACUCUAAAAAUCUUUGACCAGCGCUACAUUUGCCGAGUAAUAGAGCCUCUGUUUUAGUAAGCAUAAAUUUGUUAUUAUUGUAUCGCAUUCAGUGCUUCUAAGUUACUCACAAUUACUGCACUUAAAUACUCUGCAUGAAGGAUUGCUCAACUGACAUUUCUGUCCUUUGGGUUUUCAUUCUGAUUUUUUUUUUUUUUUGCUCUAAUUUUUCUGACCAGAUACCCAAUAGAGUCAUCUCAUUGAUUCAAAUCCAUAAAAGCUACAGGAACUUUGAUAGCUGUAUUCACACAAAUAUAUUGAUCCAGGCUGGCGUUUUCUUACGUACCACAAUUUUUCUUGGUUUUGCAAUGUUUGUUAUGCUAUUCUCCUAUCUUUGACCACUGCAAAUGAGCCACUAGACUGGGUCUGAACGAGAAGAAAGUUGCUUAUUCCCUCCGCAAAAUCUUUUUUUUAAAAAACGAUUCACACAACAGGAAGUUUGAAAGGCAAGAUUUGUGACCGGAUCAGUGAGAAGGGACCUUAUCUUUUGAGAGAAAGUUUUUCAGAACUUUUUCUAUUGAAUCAAGGUAGAACAUUUGGAAUUUUUGGCGCAGACUGCACCCUGAAAGCUCAGAAACUGAAGAAACGAGUCCUGAAGUUCCGAGACAAAAAUUCUUAUGUCGAGGGGAACAUGAUAAAAGUUUAUGCGAAAAAUUUUCUCUUGGAAGAUUGUCUCAUUUCAUAAAUCUUACUAAGAAGAAAAAUACUCACUAGUAUGAACAAAUUUUCUCUUAACCGUUGCGAUUUAGCUUUAGCUGCCAAUCAUCCAGGACACCACUUGAAAGUUGCAUCACAAAUGGACUACAUUUUGCAAAUUGGAACUAAAAUUCCUGCUUAUGUUAGAAUCAGCAUAUGUGCCAUAAGUUUCCUAAUGCAGAUAGGUGCUUUUAUGUGCAAGCCUGAAGUUGUAGUUCCCAAUUAAAAAAUGUGAUCCAAAUGAUGACCAAUUAGGGCGGAAACGCAUCGGAUAAGAAUCAAUUUGUUCAGUCCAGUGAGUAUUUUAAUAUUUCAAGGGAUAUGAAUGCUAGUCUUGUUUUGCACUGGUCUGGUCCAGUCUAGUCUGGUCACAAAACUUUAAUCUAUACUGUAGGCAUUCAAAAUAGUCCUUUGUAUGAGGAAAAUGAAUUAAGUGCAGUGAUUGUUCUGGUUGAAAUUUUUUGUCUGUGAUAUUAGAGAUAACUUUUUUAUAGCUCUUUUCAUUGUUGUGUGUCUUUGAUUUCCAUCGUUUCUAGCUCAUAAUUUUGUAGUAUGUAAGUCUUUGCCUUUUUCAAAUGUUAAUCAUUUCUAUAAUUCUAAUGUUAUUCAAAUGAGCACUUGCUAGUCGCAACGGGUCUGAUUUGUUCAGUUUCUUUUGUCUUGAUUCUUUAAAACCACAGAAAUAUUUAUGUUUCUCUAACUUUAAAAACUGUAGAAAACAAUCAUGCAUUUGCAAGUCAAUCUUGUACCUAAAUCAGUGUUCUGCCUUUUCUGGGGGCCAUGUGUCAAAUGCGCCUCAGAAUCGGUCAUUGGCGCUGGAAAAUCGGGGAGCUGCGCCUUUAUAAAGUUGACGCACCCUGUCAAUUUUUUAAAAUUCACAAUCGCAAAACAGCGGUAGUGAUCUCAACGCUCUGUUUGCGGCACAGCAGCGUAGCGUGAGAAUAGGACUGAGACAUAAAGCAGAAAAGCAUGGCAUAUACAAAAAGUUGAUUUGGCUCCCAUAAGUUGUAGAUGACUUCUAAAAAUUGGGCUUCCUGGCCAGGGUGGCUUCUGAAAUUUUAGGAAGAAGGCUGAACACCGACCAAAAUUAACUUUUUUUCGUUAAUGAGAUGACAAUUUUCUGUACUGUUUGUCUUUAACUCCUGAAUUUUUAGUGUCUUCAGCUUUGAGGUUGCAAUUUUUUUUUUGUGAAAAUAAAUGGAUAUCGUUCUAGUUGCUGACAUUUAUUUGAUAAUGAAUUUCACUAUGCUUUUGUCCAUUACUAGUUUUCAUGAAAAUCUCUCACAGACUUUCUCAUCCAACAUUUCUAAACCCUUAAGAAUUAACUUAAAAAAUCUAUGUUGUUCAAACAGGAACUAAGGUCCACUUUUUGUUUAUCUUUAGCCGGUUUUCCCCCUCUCGUUAAGAGAAAUUUAAUAUGCCGCAACUCAAAAAAAAAUGUUACAUCAGCAAUUUAUAUUUUCAAUUUAAAAAUUCAACCUCAUUUUAAGAGCAUGUAAGGCCUGGUUAUAGCUUUAAGGAAAAGACAAUUCUUGUAGCAGAAUUUGUAUCAUUGUGUUCUUACUUUUGUAAGAGGUAGUUUUUAAACACGGAUCAUCUCGCUUCUUGUUACAAGCAAUUGUGCCAUCUCCUUUAAUCAUCGUUCAACUAAUUUUACUUUUCUUUUGCAUUAUUAUUACAUGCAAUGUCUUACUACUUUGUUACAACAAAUUAUAACU
Bemisia tabaci is the source of this 3853-nucleotide messenger RNA. It is a transcript of the gene spict, whose product is annotated as magnesium transporter spict. The record is from RefSeq and is a predicted model, not a curated record. Gene Ontology annotation, biological process: magnesium ion transport. Gene Ontology annotation, cellular component: membrane. NCBI's taxonomy places the organism in Eukaryota, Metazoa, Arthropoda, Insecta, Hemiptera, Aleyrodidae. Gene Ontology annotation, molecular function: magnesium ion transmembrane transporter activity.